AUGGUGCUGCACCUUGUCCUCUUCCUCGACGCCGGAUUUGCCCUCGCCGAGCUCCCUGUCUUCGUGGCCAGCAGCGGAUACGACCUUGGGAACUUUGGCAACUAUCCAAUCCAGACAUUCAAGUCGUCAAAGGCCAUCGCCCCACGCCCGAACCUGCUUCGCCAGGACAGCAGCUGCGCCAGAAGCUCAAAGAUAGUCUUUGCCCCUCGCGCUCUUGUCCGCGCGCCGCCCAGCCUCCAGGCGACCAUUAUGGACGCCCACGGCCACCUCGUCUGGACCUCGGGCUGGGAUGACAUGUACAUCUAUAACCUCAUGGUCCAAAAGUACGAGGACCACAACUACCUCACCUUUUGGGCAGGCCCAAAGCCAGCGGGAGGACGAGGGGCCGGCGCCUACUAUGUGCUCGACGAGACGUAUAACCUGACUGCCAAGUUUGAAGCCGCCCAUGGGCUCCAGGGCGACCUCCACGAAUUCCGUUUCACGGACCGUGGCACCGUCCUCUUGACGGCUUAUGACAUCAAGGACCACGAUCUUAGCUCCUUGGGCAAGACCAUUGGCCCCAUUUGGGACUGCCUUCUCCAAGAGGUCGAUAUCAGGACGGGCGACCUUUUGUUCGAAUGGCGGGCAAGCGAUCACAUCAGCAUCUCCGACACGUACACGGCCAUCGGCGACACAGGCGACCCUGGAGGCGCCCCCUUUGACUGGCUCCACAUCAACAGCGUUGACAAGGAUGCCAAGGGCAAUUAUCUAGUGUCGUGUCGGUUCCUGCAUGCCCUUGCGUACGUCCAAGGCCGGACGGGGAAUGUCGUCUGGGUCCUCGGUGGUAAAAACAAUAUGUUUAGCGAUCUCUCAGCGGGCAGGGCGACCGGCUUUGCCAUGCAGCACGAUGCUCGCUGGGACAGCGACUACAGCGAGAUAACCCUCUUCAACAACGGCGCCAACGACUCCGAGGCCCGCGGAAUGCGCAUCGCAGUAGACCAAACGGCCAUGACGGCCAAGCUUGUUACCGAAUACGAGAGCCCGCAUCAUAUUCGCUCGGCAACGCAGGGAUCCAUGCAGAACCUUCCCGGUGGAAACGUCCUGUUAAGCUUCGGGCGCUCCGCUGCCUUCACCGAGUUCUCACGCCAUGGAAAGGUGCUCUGCGACACACAUUUCGGCCCAGAGUAUCGAUUCAACAGUGGCGAGGUCCAGUCCUAUCGCGUCCUCAAGUACGACUGGAAAGGGUAUCCCACAACCAAUCCAGACCUGGCAGUCGUGCAGGACGACGCCAUGAUAUGGAGGGCGUACGUCAGCUGGAACGGAGCGACCGAGGUGACGGAGUGGGUGCUUCAGGGUACCGAUUCAGACCUCUCAGGCAGCGAGUGGAGGGUGGUCGGCACAAAGCUCAGGGACGGGUUCGAGACGGACUUUCUCCUCGGAGCGGACCACCCGAGACACCUGAGGGCUGUUGGCCUCGACCACAAGGGCAAUGCCUUGGGGACGAGCAUGCCAGUGAAUGUGUGA
Molecule: messenger RNA, 1503 nt
Organism: Hirsutella rhossiliensis
Lineage: Eukaryota; Fungi; Ascomycota; Sordariomycetes; Hypocreales; Ophiocordycipitaceae
Product: arylsulfotransferase (ASST) domain-containing protein
Exons: 2
Coding region: 1-1503 (500 amino acids)
Source: RefSeq, a predicted model, not a curated record